AUGGGAAGCCCUGUAUCAGUGACGCUAGCAAACUUGGUCAUGGAACACAUUGAAGAGACGGCCAUGGAACGGUUCUCCCGCCCAGUUAAGUUCUACCGGCGCUACGUAGAUGACACGUUCGUCAUCCUAGACAGGAACCACGUCGAGGAAUUCCACUCGGUUCUCAACUCCAUCGAAUCAUCGAUCAAUUUCACCGAGCUACGGGCAUGUGAAGAUGCGACGAUCUCCGCUUCCCUGGACAAGCGAGGCUACCCACACAGGUUUAUUGAGGACACCCGGAAACGUAUGCAGCCACGUAAACCGCAAGAUGGGGAUCGCUCCCGCCUGACCCGGGUCACAAUUCCAUACGUCAAAGGCGUUUCAGAGUCUAUCCGCCGGGCACUACUUCCAUUGGAAAUCUGGACGACCUUCCGACCGCACGUUAAACUGCGCAGCCUCAUCUCCAAGCCAAAGGACAUUGUCGCCCCAGAAGACCAGUCUGGCGUGGUUUACAAGCUACAAUGUCUAGACUCUGCUCUAGGCAGUGUGAGAGAGUACUGCGACCAAGCUACUAAGAUCAUUCGCCUCGAGUGUCACCAACGCUUCAACCGGGAAUGCCUGAAGCACAGUGUCGUUCCUCAAACCCUCAGAUGUCGGCCUCUUGUGGACACCCCGUAUGGCAGGAAGCUUGCUCGGGACUUCGGCAUCAACUGUUUGAAGGCCCGGCUCCUCGAAAACAAGUCGAAACUCAACGACUCCCGCCACCGACUGGACGCAGCUGAAAAGGCCUUGGUGCGUACCCUUCAGCCCGACGAGUUGCGACAGGUUUUCAGCGCCCGGAAACAGGCAGAGCUGCUAGAAAGAAACAAGCGGACCGAAAUUCACGACCAGAAGUUGUCCCGCCUGCUGCCGAAGAAACCUCCGGGGUAUGACUGCAAAAACGUCUUCAAUCUGUCAUCGAAGACACUCACCGACGGGCACGUAAGCCUUCUGUCGAAAGGACUGGAUUUCGCUCUCGCGCCCCGUGCUGUGCCUAAACGAGAAAUCAUAGUGGAAAUCGAAGACAGGCUUCGCCACAUCAAGGACUCAACAGGUGUCAACCUAGCACGCAGCCGCAUCGCCACAGUCCUAAACAACGUGAGUGGGCCACCCUCUAACCUGUCUAAGCAAGAACGGUCGGCGCUGCGUGACCUGCGCUCGGACAAAUCAGUCAUCGUCUUACCAGCGGAUAAAGGGAAAGGCACGGUCAUAUUGGACACGGAGGACUACCGUACGAAGAUGCAAGAGAUCCUUGACGAUGCUGCACAUUUCGUCCCCUUGACGCAUGACCCGACGGCUAAAGCGGAACGCUCUUUGGUGGACCACCUCCGUCAGUUAAAGAAGAAGGGCCACCUAGAUGAUGUCACCUACCGCCGCCUCUUCUCAUCGGACGGUGCUACUCCCAGAAUUUACGGCCUCCCCAAGAUACACAAGCCUGGGUGCCCUUUGAGACCGAUUGUCUCGUUCAUCGGGUCGCCGACGUACAACCUGUCCAAGUAUCUAGUAGAACUUGUGACUCCCGUUACCGGUAACAACAACCUGACGGUGCGCAACUCGAAGGAGUUUGUCGAGCUGGUCCGGACGCAGGCCCCAAGCAACAACGAUGUUAUGGUGUCAUUCGAUGUGGUGUCACUGUUCACCAACGUUCCGAAGGAUCUCGCGGUACAAGUGGCGGAGGACCGACUACGGAAGGACAGCACCCUGCCAUCACGGACGUCACUCACAGUUGAAGAGGUAGCUAUACUUCUGAGAGUCUGCCUCAAUCAAACUCAUUUCUGCUUCAACGGCAAGUGUUUUCACCAAAUCGAAGGAUGCCCUAUGGGAAGCCCUGUAUCAGUGACGCUAGCAAACUUGGUCAUGGAACACAUUGAAGAGACGGCCAUGGAACGGUUCUCCCGCCCAGUUAAGUUCUACCGGCGCUACGUAGAUGACACGUUCGUCAUCCUAGACAGGAACCACGUCGAGGAAUUCCACUCGGUUCUCAACUCCAUCGAAUCAUCGAUCAAUUUCACGUAUGAAGUCGAGCAGGGCGGCAAGCUUCCUUUCUUGGAUAUAUGUGUAUGCAGGGACAGUACGGGGAGCAUCCAUACGUGUGUCUACAGAAAGCCCUGCGAUACCGGCACUUUCCUAAGUUUUGAAUCACAUCACCCCCCGGAACAUAAGCGAAGUGUGGUGCGAACUUUAUUGCAUCGUUCAGAGCAAUUGUCGUCUUGCAGCGAGCUACGGGCAUGUGAAGAUGCGACGAUCUCCGCUUCCCUGGACAAGCGAGGCUACCCACACAGGUUUAUUGAGGACACCCGGAAACGUAUGCAGCCACGUAAACCGCAAGAUGGGGAUCGCUCCCGCCUGACCCGGGUCACAAUUCCAUACGUCAAAGGCGUUUCAGAGUCUAUCCGCCGGGCACUACUUCCAUUGGAAAUCUGGACGACCUUCCGACCGCACGUUAAACUGCGCAGCCUCAUCUCCAAGCCAAAGGACAUUGUCGCCCCAGAAGACCAGUCUGGCGUGGUUUACAAGCUACAAUGUCUAGACUGUGACACGUGUUAUAUUGGCGAGACAGGCCGAAAAAGAAGGACCCGCAUAAAAGAACACAAGAGCGACGUCCGGAACGCCACACAUGCCACGCGACUUAAGACCGAACUCAGCGAGCAUUCUUGGAACACUGGGCAUUGUUUCGACUACGAUAACGCGGUGACCUUGUUCCUUGGACCUGCCUGUGUUGACCAGUCCACGUUGUGGACCAGUCCCACUCUAGAAACCAGUUGGGCUAACUGGUACGAGUGGAUCAUACUGGUCCCUGUUCGAUAA
This is a messenger RNA of Ornithodoros turicata, 2826 nucleotides long. RefSeq lists its product as uncharacterized. Bases 1 to 2826 code for a protein of 941 amino acids. Lineage: Eukaryota; Metazoa; Arthropoda; Arachnida; Ixodida; Argasidae. The transcript has 4 exons. The record is from RefSeq and is a predicted model, not a curated record.